AUGCCCUACAACAACACUCCCAUCACUCCUUCGACCGAGAUCACCGGCACCGUCUCCCUCCCACUCGCCAGAGUCAAGAAGAUCAUCCAUGCCGACGACGACAUCAACAACUGCUCAAACAAUGCCGCCUUUGCCAUCACCGCUGCUACUGAGCUCUUUCUACAGUACCUCGUUGAGCAGACUCAGAAUGUCGUCAAGGCCGAGAAGAAGCCUAGAAGGAACAUUCAGUACAAGGACGUCGCCAGUGCAGUUGCCCGUGUAGACAACCUCGAGUUCCUGGCCGAUGUCGUCCCCAAGACCGUUACCUACAAGGAACACAAGGCCAAGAAGCAGAGAGAAGAGAAGGAAGCUGGACAGACCACUCUCCCUAUUGUCGCAAACACUGCCACCGCUACUGCCACUCUCCCUACUGCCGCCCUCCCUGCUCACUCCGACCCCAUUCCUGCUUCCGUUCAGGUACAGCUUAUCGAUCCCAUGGAUGAAACUUCUUGA
Molecule: messenger RNA, 492 nt
Organism: Aureobasidium melanogenum CBS 110374
Lineage: Eukaryota; Fungi; Ascomycota; Dothideomycetes; Dothideales; Saccotheciaceae
Exons: 3
Coding region: 1-492 (163 amino acids)
Cellular component (GO): nucleus; CHRAC
Molecular function (GO): protein heterodimerization activity
Source: RefSeq, a predicted model, not a curated record